UCAAAAGAUGGUGAUCUAAAUUUUCUAAGACUUCAAAGCACAUAUAUUGAAUGGCUCAUCUUUGAGAAAACUCAGAUCGAAUAUGCCUCCUCGUAUUGUCCUCCCACGGUUUUUCAAAGUGCAUCAGGUGUUUAAAAGAUCAGAAAUUUAAUUUUUAAAAUUAAGACACCAAUUCUUCUAGUUUCUUAAGACAGAGCAAACGGAUGGCCUAUCUUAUUAUGCAGAGAUUGGCGGUUAGGAUCGACUGAGAGGAAACACAGAAGACGAAUGUUAAUAAGAAAACCAAAAAUUCUGAAUCCGAGUUUAUGGAGGAAUAUCUGCUAUUCGAGUUCAGCUCAAAUUUCAAAAGGAGAAGUCUAGAAGAAGAAGGUCUUGUUAGUUUUCUUCCAGCUCGAUGCAUUCUGGCAAUACUCUGAAGAUCCUACAAAUCUGAAGGCAGGAAAAUCAACUAUUAUUUCCCAAGAUGAAGACUUAAAUACAGACGAAGUGAUGUCUGACCAACACUAAAAUCAUAUACUACUUGGAGAUCGCUCUAUCGAGGAGAUUUAUGAGCAACGAAAUAUCAAGGCUGAAUAAUCUGUGGGCUAAGGACCAAGAUAAGGGAGUUUAAAGAUAUUAAAAAGCAGAGAAAUAUUGAGGGCUGGAUUAGAGGCUAUUGAUGAAAGAACAAUACAAAUGUAGAUGAGUCUUAAUUCAGUAAGCUAGUCAAAUCCAACUACUCUUGGCUCCCAAAAAGUAUCUCCAAUUUAAUCAUAAAUUCAUGGUGAAGAGGAAGAGCCUCAGUAACCUUCGCACUCCUUUCUAACAGUCAUUGGAUAGCUAUGAUCAUUGGUGGCCCCAAUAACUCAAGGAAGUUCUCUUCUUGCUCAAUAAAUAUGUUAAGCCUUUUAAGAUGAACUGAAUAAGUACCCUGAAGAUGACGUCAUCAAUGCAUCAUUACAUUUGUCUACAUUGAGCAAGACAACAGUAAGAUAUCUCAAAAUCUAGAUGUUGAAAUAAUAUUAGACAUCAUUAAGAGGAAAGCUUCCGUUUCUAAAGAAGAUAAAGUCAUUGAUUCCAGCAAUCAUAGAGGAAAGAAGACCCUUUCAGAAAUUCUUCAUCAGAUUAAGAUAUCAAGAUGCCCUUAGGUGUGGAUGCAAUCUGUAAGAGAAGCUACAAGGGUACUAAUAGUUCCAAAAGAGAAGGCUACAGCAAGCAAGGAGAUUACAUCAGGAGAGGAGUAGAGCAGUUCAACCUCCAAAAUAUAUUAGAAAAUAACACAAGGAUAUCCUUAAGAAAUGGGAAGACGAGGAAGAAACCCUCUUUAGA
Moneuplotes crassus is the source of this 1308-nucleotide messenger RNA. Lineage: Eukaryota; Ciliophora; Spirotrichea; Euplotida; Euplotidae. The record is from the annotation of a GenBank genome assembly.